This is a messenger RNA of Linnemannia hyalina, 2469 nucleotides long. Lineage: Eukaryota; Fungi; Mortierellomycota; Mortierellomycetes; Mortierellales; Mortierellaceae. The record is from the annotation of a GenBank genome assembly.
AUGGGCAUAUCCAUCGAUACCCAGGAGGGCAUCUUUGGCAGCCAAGUCGAACAGCGUCUUGCUCAUCACAUCGACCACGACGACGACGACUUUGGCCAUGCAAGGCGACCAAGUGAGAGCAACACCAACAACAUCAACAUCAACAACAACAACAACAACAGCAGCAGCAGCAUUCAAUGCAACACUGACCUCGGCAGAGGACUCAGUCCUUCCCCUUACAGACUCACCGCACCAUCACCACGACCACUCGGUCGCAAGAGCUGGCUGAGGCUUCCCUGGAACCCAUGGAGACAUGAAUCACCUGCCAUGCCCCAUGCUCAUCGACCCAUCCCUAGUCCCCAUCCGAAACAUAGCUCUUCCUCUUGGUGGAGGCCAGCAGGAGUCUACGACCGCCUUCCCCUGGGUAUGACGCCCAAUCGAGCCGUGGCCGGAGGAUGGAACACAGGAUACAUUGCAGAGCUCGUUGCGGCAGUGCUCAGCAGCAAGGGACGGAAAGGCUGGUUCCUGGGUCUCAUCUUGGUUUCAUUGGCGUUGACGCUCUUUUCUGGCGGAUACCUCAUGAACCAGUUUCAGCACUACAAGGACAUCACACCACCAAUUGUAUCGGUAUCGAACGGAGAGGAGAGCAGCAGCAGCAGCAGCCAUAACCAGGAGCCUAAUAUUCCGAUCAUCGAUCUUGAGCAGGACUCGGGACCACGGAAGGACAGAGGUCGGGGCAAGAAGCCACAUGGACCAGCAAAGAAGAAACCUACCAAACCUGCUGUCGACACUACGAUUACUGGAGGUAAUCGCCCACAGGACGCGGGGCCCUCUUCGCUCAGGAUCUGUAAUCUCCAAGAUGUUGCCAAGGGUCAAUGGGUGUUUUUGAAGGCUGCAGGCAAGCAUUCCGCCGCCCCAGAUGCUGGUCAGGACUUGUCGUGGACUGGAUACGGCCCCCUUGGGUGUAGAUCGACCAUUUGGAACGAGCGGUAUCUUUUGACACCCGCAGCCGUGCCAGAGUCCGAGUCGCCAUCUACGACUUCUAGUCCACACCUAUCCAAGGACUGGGCAUAUGCCGACCGCCUACAACAGUACCAUUGGUUGAUGGACCACUCUGGUCCAAAGCACAAGCAGGAGCCCAAGUGUCGACAGCCGGAUAUGGGCUUGGCAGACUUUGUAGAGGUUUUGAAGCGGUCUCCUUUGGUGAUGAUCGGUGACAAGUUUUUAGAACAGGAAUUCCUGACACUGGAAUGCAUGCUUAUGGGGAUGCAGCAGCAGCUUUUGCUCGACUACCGGGCGGAGGACAAUGGAAACCGUGGUUCGCAAGCGGAACUCGAGGCGCUGGAUUACUGGAUCGAUUCAGAAAAGCCUGCUAUUAUCGAGCUCAAGGUUGCGUCCGGCGAGAAGCUAUCGUCACCCGAGUCGUCUUCAGACAGUUCGGCGGGAGCACCCAAGAGCCGGUCGAUGGUGUACAGGAAAGCCAAGCCCGGACAGAUGAAACUGAUUGAGCGGCAGUCGAACCUCACGCUGAUCACUUUUAUUCGUUCAGACGUUCUCUGGGACACCGGGAUGUUAUCAGAAACUGCCACCAAACAUGCGCUGAAAUCGGUGGAGGAGCUGGCAACGUUGGAUGCAGGCGGACUACACCCUGACUGCAAACUCGCGGGAUCGACGUUAAUGUGCGAGCCAGCUGGCAUUGAUCGACAUGACAACGAGUCCAGGGGAACUGCCUCUACACAACCAACUCAACAAUCGGCAUCGCAAUGGUGGAAGUGGCUAGUGGGGUCGGAGGAGAACUCACCGGAUGAGUUAUUGGGACAUAACGUCGCAGAGUCUACUGACGAGGAGAUGUCUACGGGGUCUGAUUUGGACCACGACAUGAUCAACCUGGAAUGGGUCGAUACCCUCAAGGAGAUUGUUGAGGAGUCGGCAAAGUUGCGUCAAAAGAGGAAAUGGAGAGCGCCAGAUGUCGAAAGGAAACCCAUGGUAUUGGUCAGCAAUGGUCAGUUUUGGGAGUACGAUCCACGGGACGCCGUCCGGUUUGACCUGGAGGGCGGCGAUCGAAAGUUGUCCAAGAUCGAACAGGACAAGAUCAAGGAGAGCCAGGACAGGCGGAGGACUAUGUUGAGACAGCGGUACACGAUUGUUUUGACCAACAUGCUCGAUUACAUCAAGUCCACGUAUCCAGAUCUGCGAGUCAUGGUGCAGACGAGCGUGAAACGGAGUCCCUGCGAGUCUGCAGCUGUCAGUGCUGACGAUAAGGCCUUGUGGAAGCUGAAGGAUCAGGAAGCCGCCCUUCUGAAUGCACUGACCAAGACGGUGGUGGCAAGGAUGCAGGACCCUCUGUACUCAUUCUUGGACACGACCUUCCUGCGAAUCUUCAAAGACUCGACCCCAAACAAGCGCCACUGCCGCAGCUUUAUGAUGCCAGGGCCUCUUGAUACCCUUGUGAAAUUCUUGUACGGAGAACUCUACCGCUUAGACCUUUAA